AUGGGUAAUGAAGAUGAAAUGGAGCAACAGGUUGAUCUGACCAAAGCUGAAAAAUUGUCGGAGUAUAAACAAUUGCGCUCGUCGACCAAGGGAAAUAUAACUCGAAUUAAAACAGCGGUCAGCAAGAAGAAUGUUCCUAUCGAGGAGCUGGGUUGCAGGUUAGAUAUUUUGGAAGCCUACUUCAAGCAGGCAUUGUCGAUUAGUACCAGCAUACUUCGACUGUGUACUCCAUCGGAAUGUGAGUCCCACGAGAAGGCAAUGGCAGACAUCGAGGAUAUUUACGUUGCAGCUAAGGCGAAAAUAAAAGAGAGGCUGGCUGCAAGCCGGGUUGAUGCCGAGGCAAGUGCGCUUAACGUUACAACGGCGGCGAUUCCGCAAUCGUCAAUGAGGCGUCAUAUAAAACUACCAACAUUCGAUGGAAAAUACUCGGAGUUUCCGAAAUUUAUGGCGACUUUCCAUAAGAUGGUGAAUCAAGAUGAAACCUUGGACGAUUGCGAGCGGUUUUUAAUUCUUAAAGAUAAUUUAUCCGCACGAGCACUUCACGCCAUUGAUGAAUUCGAGAUUACCAGUUUAAAUUAUAAGAAGGCGCUUGACCGGCUGAGGAGUAACUUCGAUAAAAAAAAUUUAAUGUUCGAGGAACAUAUUGCGGCAUUAUUUUCUGGGAAAAAGGUGUCGAGCUCGAGCGAUUUGCGGGAAUUGAUUGACUCAGUGAACACUCAUUUAAACGCGAUGCUGUCGUUUGGUAAUUAUAAAGACAUAACUAAUGCUAUGAUCAUCUAUCUUGUAGCAACGAAAUUAGAUGAGGAAUCCUUGGCAAAGUGGGAGGAAUCUAUCGACUAUACAAGGCUAUCCACUUGGGAUGAAUGCUCCGCAGUGUUGACUAAGAGAUGUGAAAAUAUGGAGGCUCGAGAGACAAGAACGGCACGCUGUGGCGAGAACGAGGACGAUGGAAGCAAAGCUAAUCGCAAGGCGGUUGGUUGUAAAAAAACGUUUUGGCUAUAG
This is a messenger RNA of Rhagoletis pomonella (apple maggot), 1002 nucleotides long. RefSeq lists its product as uncharacterized. The transcript has a single exon. NCBI's taxonomy places the organism in Eukaryota, Metazoa, Arthropoda, Insecta, Diptera, Tephritidae. The record is from RefSeq and is a predicted model, not a curated record. Bases 1 to 1002 code for a protein of 333 amino acids.